CUUGUUGUGGAUUGGAGUUCAAGCUUUUCUAAAGAUAUGUGGCUAUCUCUUCCUUACCUUUAUUUUGACGGAGAAGCCGUCGCUUGGUUUAAUUGGUUGUCUCGCAAUAAGCAGUUGUAUGACUGGAACCACUUCACAGAUAAAUUGGCUUGCCAUUACCGCGGACAAACUGUUACGGAACUUGGAUUGGCUCCCGUUACUGAUUUAUUGCUACAAAUGGAUGAGAAUCUCGCUUGUAUGCGAUAGCAUUCAGAAUACUCUAUCGGCUUGCUCCCACAAGUUCUCUAACGCUCAAGCACGUCCAGAUUUGACUGCUUCUGUGGUCGAUAAGUGUGACAUAGAAGAUGUCGCUGAACAGGGAAUUAUUUCUGCUUUGAACGAGGACAACUUAAACACUACAGAGAAUUCAGAGGUCCCUCAUAUGAUGUUAAAACCUCAUCUGGCAAAUUCAAAGGUACUUCCUGAGCUGUUAAAUUCAACGGGUAGUUCUUCAACCUCUAUUCCUUUUCGAGACUUUGGGUCCCAUGUUGGACUCCAAAAAUGACUUGAAGGACGACCCAAUAAGCUAUGCCUGCAAGGUGUUUGCUGAAAUGCCCGAUAAGAAAACUGACAUGGAAGUCAAACAUCCAGUGAUAAAAUGAUUUAGCAAAUCCCGCAUCCCAUAUGUUUGAUGAAAUGUUUCAAACAGUUUCUGAAGUUAAGGGAGAGCACAGUGACCUAUCAGGUUUGGUAAUAAUAGCCUUGCAUUACCUUGUUUGCUUUCGGCUUGUAGUCUCGCCCACCUUAUGGGAAGAUGGAUAUUUGAUCAUUUCAGAGAAUUCGAUCAUGCUAAACUCCCAUUAUCGUUGUAUCGAUUUCCACCUGAUCGAUUCGGGUUUAAAUUUCCAUUUGAUCCUGGUUCUAGUUUGCUUACCAUAUUUCUUGGUACUGCAAGAUAUUAUUCACUCAUGGUUAUGAAUGAUUUCAAGGAAAUCAUUAGAAUAUUCCCAUGUCAUAUCGACUCCACGUCCAAUGCUCAAUGUAUUUUACCUCAAUUCCCAUUUGAUCCCGGUGUGAAUCUAUUCAUUACAAUCACUGGUGGAUCCCUCCAAGUUUCUACAUUGCAACCUGAGGCAUCUAAUUGGGAUCCCAAAAUAUGUUCCAAGUCCACUGCUCGAAUAGAGUUGACAGCAAGGGCGAGUGUAUUUCCUUGGAGAAAGACACUCAUUGUUUUGCUCUUUGCAUUGAUUGGGUGUUUGACAUAUCUCUUCGUAGGGAUAAAACCAGCUUUCUGGUUCCUAUAGCUAACAAGGAGUACAUGGUAACAAAGGACUAUAUUGCACCAAAAGGGCAUACAAAGUUGCUAGUGAGUUUAUAUCACAUCUCUGCAAUGUUGAGAUUGUGUUCUUUGAGUCACUUUAUCUCCUAAAAUCUGAAGGUUGGCGCCUCCCUGCUUUAAGUAGAAUUUGGAGCACUGUAAUGCUCAUUGGUAAAGUUAUAAGAAAGUUGCCUACUCUUGCUUCCAACCUGUUGUUGUUAGUUGGUAUAACGUCCCUCAUAGCUCCAAUCAGAAUCGUCACGAUGAUAUCAAUUUUGUACUACUCAAACCUUGAGGACAAUGUUCUUAUUGGAGCCGUAGGUAUUGUUAUGAAUGGGCCUAGGCCACUAUUGGCAAAGCAACCCAACACCGGAUUAAGUGUCUAUGUGUGGGAUCUGGGUUGAUAAAUAGGGACUUAUGAGAGCAAAAUAGAGGGAUAUGCAGAUUGUGAUUAUGCUUAGGCAAAGACUCUGCUUCUCAUCCCCAAUUCUCUCUUAGUUCCCUCAUCUCCUUCUCCUUUAUCUUACUGUUACUAUCGUGUUCUUCAUAUUGUAAUUGCUCCCUUACGUAUGAAUCAAAGCAUAUUAGUUUGUUAUCUCUGUUGUUUAUAGUUGAGUUGAGAAAAUCACAAUAUUCACAUUUUUAUUUAUAUCACAUAGUUGAACGGCAUUUUUGAUAUUUUUUCAAAAAAAUAUAGAGUAUAGAAAUAACUAGUAUUGAAAAUGGUACACGUUAAUUAUAGGGGUAAAAUAAAUUUCUUUUAAUUAAAAUCAGGUGAUCAAGUAAUAUGAGAUAAUUAUUUUUAAUAAAAUAUUUGGGACAGGAAGUAUAUUUAUACAUGAUUAAUUUUCUUUUUUCUGGCAGGUCUAAAUAUCCACUCAAUAUUAGGAAAUUGCGGCGGCCACUGAACAUAAAUAAAUCAGUCAAAGAGAAUUUUAUUUUAGACCCAAAUCCGGCAAUUCAGCUCUGCUCAAAACUUCCGGCGGACGGCGAUGUAUUCGUUUCUUGGUUUUCCGGCUUGGAUUCAUGGGGCUAUACAGAUCAUUCAACUGAAAUUCUUCUCAUGGAAUGCUUUAAUUUUCACUCCAAUUUCUACAACAACUGAUGAUUCGAUACUCCCAAAUGAAAUCAUAACAGAUAUUCUCUUAAGGCUUCCCAACAAAUCUCUCUUGAAAUGUACCUGCGUUUCGAAAUCAUGGCAUCAACUAAUCUCUAGCCCUCAUUUUGUGAACACCCAUCUCAAAUUAAACAGAAAUUAUCAUAGAGUUCUAUUUCCAGGCAUUAAUGGAGCAUUCAAGUUUUUUUCUAUCAAUCCCCUCUUUAACAAACAACAACAACAAGUCACUGUUCACAUGUAUCCUCCCACUUCAUCCGCUUUCGUUGUGGGUUCUGCGAAUGGGCUGAUUUGUCUGUGCAAUCACGCAGGGGAGACGUAUAUAUGGAAUCCUACCAUUAGGAAGUCGAAGGAAUUACUUAAUUCGAAAUGGGGUACCUCUUUCUAUACCAAAUAUGGUUUUGGAUACGAUGACUUGUGUGAUGAUUAUAAAGCUGUAUUUGUUGAUUAUUGUCGUAGUUCUUAUCAUGAUGAUGAUAUGUCCAACAUGAGGACUCUGGUCAAUGUUUACAGUUUGAGGACUGAUUCAUGGACAACAUUACAUGACCAGCUUCAGGGCAUCUAUCUAGUAAAUCUUUAUGCUAAAUUUGUUCACGGGAAGCUUUAUUGGGUUGCAUCUAGUGGUAUUCGUGAUCACAAUGUGCGCAACAUCAUUUCUUAUGAUGUAGCAGACGAGAAAUGGGGUAGCUUGGAGCUUCCCAUUUGUGGAGAAGUCAAUUCUAAUUUCAAAUUGGGAGUUGUGGGAAGUGACCUUUCUCUACUUUAUACUUGUCGUCUAGGUGAUACUACUUCUGAUGUCUGGAUAUUGAAGGAUUGCAGAGUUUGGACAAAAUUGUUCACCAUUGAAUAUCCUCAAAAUGCUGGGCUAUAUAUUUUUUCUCCACCCAUUUUAACAUUCUCUAUGCAUCUUCGACGGUCAAACAAGGGUGACAUUUUACUCUCACAUCCGGGAUUUAUCAUGAUAUUUGAUGGUUCAACCAAAAGACUAGAGCACACUAUUAAUGUUGAGGGAUGUAAUCCUCCAGAAAUAUACGCAGAAAGCAUUGUUAAUCCCCUGAUGAUAUCUGGUCAUUGUACUUCAAAGGACAAUCCACAAUAGCAGAAACUACAUAGAGUUUGUGGGAAUUGUUCUCAGCAAGCGGUCGAGUAAUAUAUGAAUACUUAUUUUCAUCACUAGUCUUUUAAGCAGGAAUUUUGUUGGCAAGUGGUGGCCUCGUAGAUGCAGCAUCUUCCUCAAUUUGUUAUCUCAAAUAUUGUUGCUGAACCUGUUCGGCAAUUUUAGACUCAACAUGCUGCUGAGCAAGUUCUCUCUGUACAAGAAGUUGUGAUUCUAGUUCUUUUAUAAGGUGUUGGACAAGGAUUGUUCCAUAUUUCUGAAUGUUUCAAGUUAAUUGUGGAGUUUCGCUGUUGUUGAGUGCAAUAGUAUGUUAUGUACAUUUGGAAAAGUGACUAUUUUAU
Solanum dulcamara is the source of this 3869-nucleotide messenger RNA. Its product is annotated as F-box protein CPR1-like. Bases 2290 to 3510 code for a protein of 406 amino acids. The record is from RefSeq and is a predicted model, not a curated record. The transcript is spliced from 2 exons. Gene Ontology annotation, molecular function: protein binding. NCBI's taxonomy places the organism in Eukaryota, Viridiplantae, Streptophyta, Magnoliopsida, Solanales, Solanaceae.